Sander lucioperca (pikeperch) is the source of this 1719-nucleotide messenger RNA. RefSeq names its product Ras-related GTP binding A (gene rraga). Gene Ontology annotation, molecular function: GTPase activity; GTP binding. The transcript is spliced from 10 exons. Gene Ontology annotation, cellular component: Gtr1-Gtr2 GTPase complex; lysosome; nucleus. Lineage: Eukaryota; Metazoa; Chordata; Actinopteri; Perciformes; Percidae. The coding region runs from base 301 to 1248 and encodes 315 amino acids. Gene Ontology annotation, biological process: cellular response to starvation; positive regulation of TOR signaling; cellular response to amino acid stimulus. The record is from RefSeq and is a predicted model, not a curated record.
UGCCCUGAACACGACCUAAGAACGGAGUAAAAUCUGUUGGCGAGAAAACCCCCUUCGUCUUCUCAUGUGACUUUGGCGUAAACAGGAAGCAGCUGAUCUUGACUUCACUGCUGCUUCUACCAGUAAUGUAACGUUAUAGAACUGUAUUCUUAAAAACAAAUACAAACUAUAGGCGAAAAUUGCUUGAAUUUGAGUAACCGUUCUACCUUGUCGCUCUGACGGAGAGCUGCUGCAUACACUGAAUAAAGUCACCUGACUUGCAGCUCAGAGAAAUACUCUACAUCGUGUCUGCUGAGGGGGAUGUCAAGCACAGCAAUGAAGAAAAAGGUGUUACUGAUGGGGAAAAGUGGGUCUGGGAAGACCAGUAUGAGAUCAAUCAUCUUUGCCAAUUACAUAGCUCGAGACACACGCCGCCUUGGAGCUACAAUUGACGUAGAGCACUCCCAUGUACGGUUUCUUGGCAAUCUGGUUCUAAACCUGUGGGACUGUGGAGGACAGGACACGUUUAUGGAGAACUACUUCACCAGCCAGAGGGACAACAUUUUCAGAAAUGUAGAGGUGCUUAUUUAUGUAUUUGAUGUUGAGAGCCGUGAGCUGGAGAAAGACAUGCACUACUACCAGUCUUGUCUGGAGGCCAUCCUGCAGAACUCCCCCGACGCUAAAGUGUUCUGCCUCGUUCACAAAAUGGAUCUGGUGCAGGAAGAUCAGAGAGAUUUGAUCUUUAAGGAGCGUGAAGAAGAUCUGAAGAGACUGUCCAGACCUUUGGCUUGCACGUGCUUCAGGACAUCAAUCUGGGACGAAACCCUGUAUAAGGCCUGGUCUAGCAUAGUGUACCAGCUCAUCCCAAACGUCCAGCAGCUGGAGACGAACCUGAGAAAUUUUGCGCAGAUCAUAGAGGCAGAUGAAGUUCUUCUGUUUGAGAGAGCCACCUUCCUGGUGAUCUCCCACUAUCAGUGCAAAGAGCAGCGCGAUGCUCACCGGUUUGAAAAGAUCAGUAACAUUAUCAAACAGUUCAAACUCAGCUGUAGUAAACUGGCAGCCUCUUUCCAAAGCAUGGAAGUGAGGAACUCCAACUUUGCGGCCUUCAUUGACGUCUUCACCUCCAACACAUAUGUCAUGGUCAUCAUGUCGGACCCCUCCAUUCCAUCUGCAGCCACUCUCAUCAAUAUCCGUAAUGCUAGGAAACACUUUGAGAAGUUGGAGCGGGUGGAUGGACCCAAGCACAGCCUGCACAUGCGAAUGCGCUAGCCAGUGCAUUUGUUCCAGUGGAUACUCUCAGCCAAUCAGUCCACAGACCGCAGCUGGCAUGUUGCGGUCUUCCAGCUCUGAAACGUAUGAGCAGCACUGUUUCCUCUAUAUUUUCACAUUCAAUCACAGUUCUUACAGUUAUUAUAGAAAUCAUAUUUUCUUUUAGUCUAAUUUCUACAGUGAUCAUAGGUAUCUUGAACAGCAAUACAUUCUGUUGGAAUAUUUGCCCUAACUCAAUGUAAUAAAGUAAAAUGAAUAGUUGUGUUUACUAUGAAGGGGGCUACCUUUGCUGUCACACUUUGUCGUAUACAGUAGAUUUGUUCACUCCAUGCAGUGAAUCCCAGUGGUCUGGGGAUGUUGUCUCCAAAUGAUAAGCAGCAGAUUUGCAGUUUGUAAGCUGUUACACUUUUAAAGUACGAACAAUAUAGUUAUAUUCAGAAAAAUAAAUGUGACGUGUUUUUUCUGCUUCAA